AUGAAUGGCCCUUUAUUUUGUGGGGCAGCCGUGGCCUAGUCAGGGCUUCGGGCUCAUAACCGGAGGGUUGCCGGUUCGAUCCCCAACCAGUCCAUGGCUGAAGUGCCCUUGAGCAAGGCACCUAACCCCUCACUGCUCUGCUGGUUGGGCAGGCAGCUCACUGCUCUGGGUUAGUGUGUCAUUCACCUCACUGUGUGUUCACUGUGUGCUGUGUGUGUUCACUAAUUCGGUUAAAUGCAGAGAACUGAAUUUCCCUCACAGGAUUAAAAAAAAUAUAUAUUCUAUUCUAUUCUAAGGUGAAGUUUUACAACUAUUAUGUGCUUGUAUGUAAAGUCAAUGUGAAUAUAUAUUUGCUCAAACACAGAGGCAGCUGAUGGCACCAGUAGAUCUUGAUCUCUAGAAUAUCUUCUGAGGAAGAAGGUGCUGCCUCCAACAUGAAUCUCCCAGAGGAACCCACUCAACAUGGAUCUAGAGGGCCACUUCAGCAGAAGAGGUCAGACCCCCCUGUAGCCAGCGGUGUGUCCAUCAAGAGUGACCAGUCCAUGAAUCAUCCAGUAGUAUUUGGAGGAGGAGACCCCACUACUGACCAGCCACUUCAGCAGAAUAGGCCAGACUUGCCUUUGCCCAGCGGUGUGUCCAUGAAGAGUGACCAGUCCAUGAAUCAUCCAGUAGUAUUUGGAGGAGGAGACCCCACUACUGACCAGCCACUUCAGCAGAAUAGGCCAGACUUCCCUGUGCCCAGCGGUGUGUCCAUGAAGAGUGGCCAGUCCAUGAAUCAUCCAGUAGUAUUUGGAGGAGGAGACCCCACUACUGACCAACAUCAACGUACAAACACACAGAGUCACAAAUCCCUUCUGCAAAAGAAGUUUCAGUGUUUAUCUGAGGGAAUCUCUAGGCAGGAAAACCCCACACUCCUCAAUGAGAUCUACACAGAGCUCCACAUCACAGAGGGGGGAAGUGGAGAGGUCAGUGCUGAACACGAGGUCAGACAGAUCGAGAUGGCGUCCAAGAAAUCAGAAACAUACGAUACACCAAUCAAAUGUAAUGACAUCUUCAAACCCUUAAAUGGACAAGACAAAGACAUAAGAACUGUGCUGACACAGGGAGUGUCUGGCAUUGGAAAAACUGUCUCUGUGCAGAAGUUCAUUCUGGACUGGGCUGAAGGAAAAGCCAAUCAGGAUGUCCACUUCAUCUUUCCUCUUCCAUUCCGGGAGCUGAACCUGAUGAAGGAGAAGAAAUUCAGUCUGGUGGAGCUUCUUCAAAACUUUUUUAUCGACAGUAAAGAUUUCAGUAUCUUCACUGAUGAAAAGUUCAAAUUGUUGUUCAUCUUUGAUGGUCUGGAUGAGUGUCGGAUUCCUCUUGAUUUUCACUCCAACCAGAGGUGUUGUGAUGUAACAGAACCAACAUCAGUGUCUGUUCUGCUGACAAACCUCAUCAAGAGGAAUCUGCUUCCUUCUGCUCUCAUCUGGAUCACCUCCAGACCAGCAGCAGCCAAUCAGAUCCCUCCUGAGUGUGUGGACCAGGUGACAGAAGUACGAGGCUUCAACAACCCCCAGAAGGAAGAGUAUUUUAGGAAAAGAGUCAGUGAUGAGAACCUGGCUUACAGGAUCGUCAGCUACCUGGAGUCAUCCAGGAGCCUUUACAUCAUGUGCUACAUCCCAGUAUUCUGUUGGAUUGCAGCUACUGUUCUGGAGAGAAUGUUGUGUUCAACAGAGAGAGGAGAGAUCCCCAAGACUCUGACUGAAAUGUACACACACUUCCUGAUCAUUCAGACAGAUAUCAAACAGAAGUACACAUACAGAGGAGAGACAGAUGAAGAGAUGAUUGUCAAACUGGGGAAACUUGCAUUUCAACAGCUGGAGAAGGGCAAUCUGAUCUUCUAUGAGAAAGACCUGGGAGAGUGUGGCAUUGACAUCACAGAAGCAUCAGUGUACUCAGGAGUGUGUACCCAGAUCUUCAGAGAGGAGGCUGGGCUGUACCAGGGGAAGGUGUUCUGCUUUGUGCAUCUCAGCAUCCAGGAGCAUCUUGCUGCUUUAUAUGCGCACCUCACUCUCAUCACCCAGAAGAAAAAUGUUUUAAAUCCAGUCAGCUCCAGAUCCAAAUAUACUCAGGUUUUCAGACCUGUUUCAGACUAUUUGUAUGACCUGCACAAAAGUGCAGUGGAUCUCGCCUUACAGAGCAAGAAUGGACACCUGGACCUAUUCCUCCGCUUCCUUCUGGGCCUCUCACUGGAGUCCAAUCAGAAUCUCCUAAAAGAUCUACUGCCACUAACAGCCAGCCAAUCACAGAGCACAGAGAAAAGUGUCCAGUAUAUCAAGCAGAAGAUCAGGAAGAAACCCUCCUCACAGAAAUGCAUCAAUCUGUUCCACUGUCUGAAUGAGCUGAAUGACCAGUCCCUUGUGGAGGAAAUCCAAAGGUACCUGAGCCCAGGAGGUCUAGAUGAAGCCAAACUCUCCCCUGCCCAGUGGUCAGCUGUGGUCUUUGUGCUGAUGACCUCCGAACAGGAGCUGGAUGAGUUUGACCUGCAGAAAUACUCCAGAUCAGAGGCGUGUCUGUUGCGUCUGAUGCCUGUGGUCAAGGCAUCCAGAUCAGCCCAGCUGCGUUGCUGUAACCUGACAGAGAAAAGUUGUUCCUCUCUGGCUUCAGCCCUCAGUUCAGGCUCAAGUCUCAGACAGCUGGAGCUGAGUAAUAAUUACCUGCAAGACUCAGGAGUGAAAUUUCUUAGUGCUGCAUUAGGAAAUCCACUCUGUAAACUGGAGACACUAAAACUGCAUUACUGUAACCUGACAGAGAAGAGUUGUUCCUCUCUGGCUUCAGCCCUCAGUUCAGGCUCAAGUCUCAGACAGCUGAACCUGAGCAAGAAUGAACUGCAAGACUCAGGAGUGACACUUCUUAGUGCUGCUUUAGAAAAUCCACUCUGUAAACUGGAGACACUACAACUGCGAGACUGUAAGCUGACAGAGAAAAGCUGUUCCUCUCUGGCUUCAGUCCUCAGUUCAGGCUCAAGUCUCAGACAGCUGGACCUGAGUUACAAUAAUCAGCUGGACUCAGGAGUGAAACAUCUUAGUGCUUCAUUAGGAAGUCCACUCUGUAAACUGGAGAUAUUAGUGUUGUGUUGCUGUAAUCUGACAGAGAACAGCUGUUCCUCUCUGGCUUCAGUCUUCAGUUCAGGCUCAAGUCUCAGACAGCUGGACCUCAGUAGCAAUAAUCAGCUGGACUCAGGAGUGAAACAUCUUAGUGCUACACUUGGAAGUCCACUCUGUAAACUGGAGACAUUAGUGCUGUAUAGGUGUAACCUGACAGAGUACAGCUGUUCCUUUCUGGCUUCAGUCCUCAGUUCAGCCUCAAGUCUCAGACAGCUGGACCUGAGUACCAAUAAGCUACAGGACUCAGGAGUGAAAUAUCUUAGUGCUGCAUUAAGAAAUCCACUCUGUAAACUGGAGACACUAAAGCUGUGGAACUGCAACCUGAUGAACAAAAGCUGUUCCUCUCUGGCUUCAGUCCUCAGUUCAGGCUCAAGUCUCAGACAGCUGCACCUGAGUGACAAUGAGCUGCAGGACUCAGGAGUGAAACUUCUUAGUGCUGCUUUACAAAAUCCACUCAGCAAACUGGAGACAUUAGGGUUGUGUUGGUGUAAGCUGACAGAGAAAAGCUGUUCCUCUCUGGCUUCAGUCCUCAGUUCAGGCUCAAGUCUCAGACAGCUGGAGCUGAGUAGUAAUUAUCUGCAAGACUCGGGUGUGACACUUCUUAGUGCUGCAUUAGGAAAUCCACUCUGUAAACUGGAGACACUACAGCUGUGUGACUGUAAUCUGACAGAGAAAAGUUGUUCCUCUCUGGCUUCAGCCCUCAGUUCAGGCUCAAGUCUCAGACAGCUGAACCUGAGUUGCAAUGAGCUGCAGGACUCAGAUGUUGAGCCCCUCUCUGCUCUUCAGAGGAACCCACAGAAUAAUUUACAGCACCUAGAAUGGAAAUCAGCAGGCGGUAGCGUCUCCCUGAUGGCAGCAGGGAAGCAGUUUAUUGUUGGGGGUGACCGUGGUACUCAGUCCUCCUCCUGCUCUGCAUCGUUUGAUAGCAAAGCUAUUCACAGAGUGUCACAAGAUUAUGGCUGAACUGGAGGAAGAAUGACCUCAAAUACCCCCUGAACAUUGGGCAGAUCUGAUUCAGUUACUAGAAGCACUCGCUUGAGCCAUUUACUGCCAAAUAGGUUCAACCGGUAAUACAUUCAAAGGGUUCACUUACAUUUUCCAGCAGCACUUAGAUCAAGAUCAGAGCACAUUGUAUGACCAAUUUCAGCAGAAAACUGGAUAAUUCCAAAGGAUUCACAUAAUUUGCCUUGCCAAUAUACAGUAUGUUUAUGUGUGAAGUUAUGCUUAUAUGAAUUAAUGUGUGUAGUGAUUCAGACUGAUGUACUUAUGCAAAUAUGUGUAAAUGUAGUGAUUAAAACAGACUGAUUGUUGUUGCUUACUCUUUUCUCACAAAAUGUAAGGUUUUAUUGCCAUAUGACAAGGAAGAUAUUUAAUAUACAUGUUUGUGUUGUGUCAUUAUUCUGAUAUUAAAUGAAAUGUGAAGUACA
Messenger RNA from Sardina pilchardus (European sardine), 4573 nucleotides. RefSeq names its product NACHT, LRR and PYD domains-containing protein 3-like. Lineage: Eukaryota; Metazoa; Chordata; Actinopteri; Clupeiformes; Clupeidae. The transcript is spliced from 14 exons. Gene Ontology annotation, biological process: intracellular signal transduction. Bases 435 to 4109 code for a protein of 1224 amino acids. Gene Ontology annotation, molecular function: protein binding. The record is from RefSeq and is a predicted model, not a curated record.